Phacochoerus africanus (Common warthog) is the source of this 2242-nucleotide messenger RNA. RefSeq names its product coiled-coil domain containing 47 (gene CCDC47). Gene Ontology annotation, biological process: endoplasmic reticulum calcium ion homeostasis. Gene Ontology annotation, cellular component: endoplasmic reticulum. Lineage: Eukaryota; Metazoa; Chordata; Mammalia; Artiodactyla; Suidae. The record is from RefSeq and is a predicted model, not a curated record. Gene Ontology annotation, molecular function: calcium ion binding.
CCGGCGCCGGGGCCGGUGUUGUGUAAUUCUCCCAGCAGCCCCACCUUGCUUCUCCUGGGCGGGGAAGGAGGCGGUCUCGUGGGGUCCCAGAGGCUGCGUCCCGCCCCCGAGCGGCGCGCAGGCGCGGACCAGCCGCACGUAUUCUACGUAACGGAUGGCGGAGGCUACGCGAAGAGUGGCGCGGUGUUAGUGAGCUACCUUGUCUGCCUGUGUCCUAGAGGCGUCGGGGGCUGUGAAGUCGAGGUGACCCUGCAGGCGGUGGCCAAGCCGAGAGGCAGGCAGGGUAGAAGCAGGGACGCUGGGCCAGGCUAGCCCUCGGUACAGGUGCAAUGAAAGCCCUCCACGCUUUCUGUGUUGUCCUUUUGAUAUUUGGGAGUUUCUCUGAAGCAAAGUUUGAUGAUUUCGAGGAUGAGGAAGACAUAGUAGAGUAUGAUGAUAACGACUUUGCUGAAUUCGAGGACGUCCCAGAAGAUUCUGUCACUGAAUCUCCUCAGCGGGUGAUAACCACUGAGGAUGAUGAAGAUGAGACGACUGUGGAGUUGGAAGGGCAGGAUGAAAACCAAGAAGGGGAUUUUGAGGAUGCAGAUACCCAGGAGGGAGAUACCGAGAGUGAACCAUACGAUGAUGAAGAAUUUGAAGGUUAUGAAGACAAACCAGAUACUUCUUCUAGCAAAAGUAAAGACCCAAUAACAAUUGUCGAUGUUCCCGCACACCUCCAGAACAGCUGGGAGAGUUACUAUCUAGAAAUUUUGAUGGUGACUGGCCCUGCCUACAUCAUGAAUUAUAUCAUCGGGAAGAAUAAAAACAGUCGCCUUGCUCAGGCCUGGUUUAACACUCACAGGGAGCUUCUGGAGAGCAACUUUACCUUAGUAGGGGAUGAUGGAACUAACAAAGAAGCCACGAGCACAGGAAAGCUGAACCAGGAGAAUGAGCACAUUUACAACCUGUGGUGUUCUGGCCGAGUGUGCUGUGAGGGGAUGCUUAUCCAGCUGAGGUUUCUCAAGAGACAAGACUUACUGAAUGUCCUGGCCCGGAUGAUGAGACCAGUGAGUGAUCAAGUGCAAAUAAAAGUAACCAUGAAUGAUGAAGACAUGGAUACCUAUGUGUUUGCUGUUGGUACUCGGAAAGCCUUGGUGCGACUGCAGAAGGAGAUGCAGGAUCUGAGUGAGUUUUGCAGUGACAAACCUAAGUCUGGAGCCAAGUAUGGACUGCCUGACUCCUUGGCUAUCCUGUCAGAGAUGGGAGAAGUCACAGAGGGCAUGAUGGAUACAAAGAUGGUUCACUUUCUUACACACUAUGCUGACAAGAUUGAAUCUGUUCAUUUUUCAGACCAGUUCUCUGGUCCAAAAAUUAUGCAAGAGGAAGGUCAGCCUUUAAAGCUACCUGACACUAAGAGGACACUAUUGUUUACAUUUAAUGUGCCUGGCUCAGGUAACACUUACCCAAAGGAUAUGGAGGCUUUACUACCCCUGAUGAACAUGGUGAUUUAUUCUAUUGAUAAAGCCAAAAAGUUCCGACUCAACAGAGAAGGCAAGCAAAAAGCAGACAAGAACCGGGCUCGAGUAGAGGAGAAUUUCUUGAAGCUGACGCAUGUGCAGAGACAGGAAGCUGCGCAGUCUCGACGUGAAGAGAAGAAAAGGGCAGAAAAGGAACGAAUCAUGAAUGAGGAAGAUCCUGAGAAACAGCGCAGGCUGGAGGAAGCUGCCUUGAGACGUGAGCAAAAGAAAUUGGAGAAGAAGCAAAUGAAAAUGAAACAAAUCAAAGUGAAAGCCAUGUGAAGUUAUCCCAGAGAUCUGAGUCCUGAUACAACCUGUAAGCUCUGAAUUCACAGAAAACAAAAACUACCAGUUCAUUUCUCAUCUUAAAAUUUCCCAGUGACUGAGGAAUCUGUAUUGCAUCAUCCAUUCUGUUUUUGGUUUGGAGUUUUACAAAGGUUAUGGAUAUAUUGAAAGACUGUUUCAGUCAUUUUCUUGCAGAUAAUCAAAUCGUUUUGAUUAUUUUAUAAAACAAAUGAUAUAUAUUAAAUCUGUAGUUUUAAAACAUUUUAAAAAAUUAUAACAUGAAUUAUCAGUACUUUUAGUGCUUUGAUGUUUGAAGAAAUAUCAUGAAAUUUAUAGGUAUAUAAAUAGAUUGUUGCUUUUUGUUUAAACUAGGCAGCUGAAAUGGCUGUGAAGAUUGACUCUAAACCAAGAUUCCACAAAUAACUAUUGGAAUUGCACAAUAAACAUUGUUUUGUGUUUUC